Molecule: messenger RNA, 1702 nt
Organism: Sapajus apella (tufted capuchin)
Lineage: Eukaryota; Metazoa; Chordata; Mammalia; Primates; Cebidae
Exons: 2
Coding region: 19-735 (238 amino acids)
Source: RefSeq, a predicted model, not a curated record
AGAUGCUGGGGUGCACAGAUGCAUGCUGCUGCUCUUGAGGUUAGAUGCUGGGGUGCACAGAUGCAUGCUGCCGUCCUCAAGGUUAGAUGCUGGGGUGCACAGAUGCAAGCUGCCGUCCUCGAGGUUAGAUGCUGGGGUGCACAGAUGCAUGCUGCCGUCCUCGAGGUUAGAUGCUGGGGUGCACAGAUGCAAGCUGCCGUCCUCGAGGGUAGAUGCUGGGGUGCACAGAUGCAUGCUGCCAUCCUCGAGGUUAGGUGCUGGGGGGCACAGAUGCGAGCUGCCGUCCUCGAGGUUAGAUGCUGGGGUGCACAGAUGCAUGCUGCCGUCCUCGAGGUUAGAUGCUGGCGUGCACAGAUGUAUGCUGCCGUCCUCGAGGUUAGAUGCUGGGGUGCACAGAUGCAUGCUGCCAUCCUCGAGGUUAGAUGCUGGGGUGCACAGAUGAGAGCUGCCAUCCUCGAGGUUAGAUGCUGGGGUGCACAGAUGAGAGCUGCCGUCCUCGAGGUUAGAUGCUGGGGUGCACAGAUGCAUGCUGCCAUCCUCGAGGUUAGAUGCUGGGGUGCACAGAUGCAUGCUGCCGUCCUCGAGGUUAGAUGCUGGGGUGCACAGAUGCGAUCUGCCAUCCUCGAGGUUAGAUGCUGGGGUGCACAGAUGCGUGCUGCCAUCCUUAGGUGUCUCAUUGCUUCCCAGGAGAAACAGAAACAUACACGAAGAGUCAUGGGCUGUGCAUUUGAGUGAAGGUGCUAUUUGGGAGAACGGAGUAGGUGGCCAAACUGUUCAGAAAGGUACAGGAAAGCCCAUUUAGAGACGAUUGCAUCUGACCUCUAUAGAUGAAGAAGACAAAAGAUGGAUUAAGCUACCAGGAGUGAAACUUCUGUUCUACAGCAAGCGACCCAGAGGAAAAGCAUCCUGGGUGGACGCCAGCAGGGAGGGCCAGGGUUCCGGGCUUGCUCCCGUGCUCCCUGCCAGCCCCACUGUCUUGGCUUUUGUCUUCUUGAUUGGUGUUCCAACUACCAGGUUCAUUUUCAAGGCAGGGAGGUGGGGGUGCUGGGUGUGUUGGUGUCCUGUGACUCCUGUGAUGAAUUCACAAAUGGGGAGGUUCCCAGCAGCAGACGCCUGUUCCCUCACAGUUCUGGACACCCAAGUCAAAGAUCAGUGUCGCUGAACCUGCAUCACCAUGUGGGUAGGACUGUGCUCAUUCUGGAGAAAAAAAAUCCACCCUUCGUUGCUUCAGCCUUUCUUGGCUGACAGCUGCAUCGCUGACAUCUCUGCCAGUUUCUGCAUCUCCCUCUCUUCUGUCUGGGCGUGUGCACGCACGUGCAUGCACGUGUGGUGUGGUAUGUGUGUGUGUGCUUGUGUGUCUUUCUCUCACAAGCAUACUUGUGAUGGCAUUCAGAACCCACCUGAAUAAUCGCCCCACUGUAAGAUCUUUAAAUCCACCAAGAGUUCUUUACUUCCAAAUAGGGUAACGUUUACAGAUUGCAGGGUUUAGGACCUAAUAUUUGGGGGCCCAUUAUCAGCCUGCCACAAAGAGACUUCCAUCAAUUUUAUCCUUUUUAAAAAUCACAUGUUCCCCAAUAACUGCAAGGUGAAAAGGAACAAAAUUGUGUUAGCCAAGCAACGAGGGGUAUCCGAUGCGGUUUCAUAGCGAGAGGUGGGGAAGGAGAACUAAAGGAAUAAGGCUGGAGAGAGAAGGCUUUCCAGA